AUGGCUUCUAAAAAAGAUAAUCAAAACUCUUUAAAUCGUUGGAAACUCGAUUUUACUUCAUGUAAAAGUAACAACAAAUACACAAAUCCCCCAGGAUUCAAUCCUCGUAUUAUUGCAUCUCAAGGUGGAGAAACACUUACUACAGAUAAUAAAGAACAACAACAACAUUUGUUAAAUAAAAGAUCAUGGGAUAUGGCACUUCAACCUAUUAAAUCUAUUCCAAUGAAUCUUUUUAUGAUGUAUAUGACAGGAAAUGCAAUUUCAAUAAUUCCUUUAAUGAUGGUUGGAUCAAUGUUUUGGAAAAAUAUACAAGCAAUAGUUACAGUUAACUCAACAUUUAAAGUUUUGGAAGAACAGAUGUCUGGUUCAAUAAUUUUAAAUAAAUUGGUAUAUAUAAUUGGAAACUUACUAGGAAUUUUAUUGGCAAUGUAUAAAUGUAAUAGUAUGGGCCUUUUACCAAAUGGUACAUCAGAUUGGUUGGACUUUAUGGAACAUCCAGAACCAUUACAGUCUAGUACUUGGUCUGGAGUUAUUCUGAUCUAA
Molecule: messenger RNA, 543 nt
Organism: Strongyloides ratti
Lineage: Eukaryota; Metazoa; Nematoda; Chromadorea; Rhabditida; Strongyloididae
Product: ER membrane protein complex subunit 4
Exons: 1
Coding region: 1-543 (180 amino acids)
Biological process (GO): protein folding in endoplasmic reticulum
Cellular component (GO): EMC complex
Source: RefSeq, a predicted model, not a curated record